Quercus robur (English oak) is the source of this 738-nucleotide messenger RNA. RefSeq lists its product as uncharacterized. Lineage: Eukaryota; Viridiplantae; Streptophyta; Magnoliopsida; Fagales; Fagaceae. The record is from RefSeq and is a predicted model, not a curated record. The transcript has a single exon. The coding region runs from base 1 to 738 and encodes 245 amino acids.
AUGUUGUUUGCCGACGAUAGCAUAGUGUUUUGUAGAGCCAUAAGGGAGGAAUGUGAUAGGGUGUUAAAAGUGCUUAAGGAUUAUGAAGGGGAUUCGGGACAAAAACUCAAUAAGGAAAAAACCUCUCUCUAUUUCAGCAAGAACACUAGUAGGGAGAUAAAGGAAUAUGUGAAGGAGAAGUUUGGGGCUAAAGUUGUUCAGCAUCCUGAGAAGUACUUGGGGUUGCCACCACUUGUGGGGAGGGGAAAAAGAAAGGCUUUCAAUCGAAUCAAGGACCAAGUAGGGAGGAAAAUAGCUUGUUGGAAGGGUAAGUUUCUUUCUCAUGCCGGAAAGGAAAUCCUCAUUAAGGCCGUUGCUCAAGCAACGCCAACAUAUACGAUGAGUUGUUUCAAACUCCCGAAUACGUUGUGCAAAGAGCUGAACUCCCUAAUGGGAAACUUUUGGUGGAGCCAAAAAGAUAAGGAAAGGAAAAUGGCUUGGAUCUCAUGGGAGAGGUUGUGCACUCCAAAGGCGGAGGGUGGUAUGGGAUUUAGGGACUUAAAAGCUUUCAAUUUGGCACUACUUGCUAAACAAUGGUGGAGAAUGCAGCAAAAUCCUGAUUCUCUUGUCCAUAGAGUGCUCAAGGAAAAAUAUUUCCCAAAUAGUGUGGCUAGUGAGGCGGAGUUGGGAAGUAGACCUUCCUAUGCAUGGAGAAGCAUAUGGGCAUCGAAGAAAGUGGUUGAUAGGGGGUCUAGAUGA